AUGUCUACGUGUCUAUUUGAUUCAUUUCCAGUCGAAUUAGUUCAUAACAUUUUUCAUUAUCUAUGGGCACAUGAAAUAUUCCAUGCAUUUACUCGAUUAAGUUCAUAUAUAGAUAACGUGCUUGUUGGUUAUGAUCGAUAUUCGAUCAGUUUAUCAUCUAUGGUUAAACAUCAAUUUGAUCUUAUGUGUCUUCAUAUUCGACCAGAACAAGUUAUCUCUAUAACAAUUACUGAAAAUAAUGAUACACCAAAUCAAUCAGAAAUAUUUUUUUCAAAAUUUGAUAUUCUACAAUUUAUUAAUCUUCGGUCAUUUUCAAUUAUUUCAUCGAAUCAGAACGGUCGAUUGAUGAUGGAGAAAAUGCAUCAAUUUUUAUUGAAAAUGCCUUGUCUAAUGCAUUUCGAACUUCGUAUAGACGAUCCAAUACAUUUUGUUGUCGGUGAUCAAUGGAAAGUUUGGUCUCAAAGUUCAGAGGUUGAUAUCGAAGAUGCUACGGAUAUAAUCGAUGGAAAUCAAUGGAAAUACUUAGUAUCACAUCUUCAAAUAUUUGAUUUUCGUUUUUGUCUUGCUGAUAGAUUGAACAAGCAAAUUCUCGAUUCAUUUCGAACCUCAUUUUGGCUCACACAAAAAAAGUGGUUUGUUGCUUACGAUGAUCUUCAAUCAUCAUCUUGCCUUUUUACGGUACCUCGUUUUGCACCAAAGAAUAUUAUUUAUUUACUGAAUUAUGAUACACCAUCAUGUACAUCAUCGGAGCUAUGUCUUGAUCAAUAUGUUGAUAUUCUCAAUUUACCAACUGUUCGUCCAUUGAUGCAUCAUUUCAUUAAUGUAACAUCGCUAAUACUUCAAACAGACAAAGAUCUUUGUUUGGAUAGAAUUUUACCAUACUUAGCACUGCCUCAACUAAAAUCCCUUUCAUUGGUCAAUACAUCGUUACUUACUCAACUAUCGACAGAAACAAGAUUUGAAUCGAUACGUUCAUUGAUGAUAGAUACAUUGGAGAUAAAAUCUCAUGCUGAACAAAUAUGUAUCCUAUUUCCACGAAUCGAACGUUUAAAAAUUGGAAUUAAUGAUCAAGAAACAAUGUUGUUGUUGAUUGAUAGAUUGAAACAUUUGUCAUUGGUCACAUUUAUCUAUCAUCAACCAUCGAUGUUCACGAAUAUAUCAUAUGAAUGGUUUGUUGAAAAUUCUUCACGAUUUAAAGAAAACAAAAAUUUUACAUGUAAUAUCAAUAAAGUUGAAAUACACUUGUGGAUAAGUGUCGAAUAAUGAUAUGCUGCUUUCGUUGCAAAUCGAACAAAAUAUCAAUAAUAAUAUUAUAUUUACUUCGAGUUGAGUACAUAUUUAAUCUCGAACAUAAUUAUGAUAUUUGUGUGUUCUUUUGUGAAGAGAUUGUGCUAUCUAAUUUGAUACAUAUAUUUCAAAUAUUCGAAAAUUUAAAGAAAAUAAAAGUCUUAUUAUCUGUUUUUCGGGGUGUGGUGUGGGGGUUUGGGUGUCGGGGUGUGAGUGUGGGUGCGAGUAUCGGUUGGCGUGAUUGUGGGUGUUGGUCUUCCGUUCAUUCACCCACACCGACAACCACAUCCAUACCCACAUCCACAUAUCCACAUUCAUCCACAUUCGUACCCAUCAUACAAUAAUAUUCUAACUUGCAA
Messenger RNA from Rotaria sp. Silwood1, 1646 nucleotides. Lineage: Eukaryota; Metazoa; Rotifera; Eurotatoria; Philodinida; Philodinidae. The record is from the annotation of a GenBank genome assembly.